GGCUAAUCAUAAUGGACAUGCCUGAAUCACUUACCCUUCAUGAUGAGGAGCAGUUGACCCCAUCUCCUGAUGUGGAAGAAAACCUGGUGACAGGACUCACGUGGAAUGAGGAAGAAGGCAGGACAGAUGGACGUGAAGAAGAGCUUGAGGAGGAAACGGCCAGCAGGGUAGCCAAUCCGAAGGAAGUUGCUGAAGGCACCGGGUUUGCCUUUCGCAGGGAAAGUCACGAGGAAAAUGCCCAAGCUAAUAAGCCAAAAAAAAAAAUGUGCCUAAAAGACCGAGUCUGCACAUUGCACUUGCGGAGGAACCUGAGCCAAUUGGACAGGAUGCAUGACGAAAAAGAGCUUCUUAUUCGGAAAACCCGGGAGGAGCUGAACACCUGUCGCAAACGGAUUGUGAUGAUAAUCCAACAGCAAGAAACUGUGGAGGCAGAAAUCCAGGCUGAGAAAGAGGCCAACAACACUGCGACUGUGUUCCGCUUACAGGCCACUCUUCGGCGCCUGGGCACCGAAUUGAGGAAUGAGAAGGACCUGGAAUUGGAAACAGCGAGGCUGCUGAAGGAGCAUGAGUACAAUAUGUGGCAUGUUGCCAUUGAAGAAGGAAGAUUGGCAAGUCUUCGCCAAACUCUUGAAAAAGAAGAGGAGGAGUUAGAGAGACAGCGCAUUGAACAGGCAGCAGAGAGACUUUGGAAGGAGAAAGCAGCAUUUUCAAAGGCAAAGCGAAAGGAACAGAUCAGGAAGAAGAAAGAGGCGGAAGCCCAGGCGGACUAUGAGCUCCAACAUCGCAAAAUUAUACAAGAUGCUCAGCUGAAUCACAAGAAAGCAGUGCAGUUUCUAAGAGCCACAAUGGCGAGAAUUCGAAAGAAAGAAAAAAAGGAAGAACUGAAAUCCCGGGAGCACAUGAAAAAGCGGAUGGAAGCUGUGCUGACGCUGAAAAAAAACCUCACCGCAAACCAGGAAAUCCUCCGAUUGCUUCAGGCACGAGAGAAAGCCAGAGCACAAGAAGUCAAACAGCAGGAGCAGAAUUUGAAGGAAGCUAUACUAGCGCAAGGUGGAGAUGUUACCAAGCACCUUUUCCAUCACAAGCGGCUUGUGGAACUGGAAAAACAGAAACAAGCCUUUGAGGAGGAGCAGAAGACUAGAAAGUGUGAGAUUGUGGCUCGACUCUUGCAAGAAGAAGCUCAAGGAGAAAAGCUGAAGGCAAAACAGCUUGGCUUCAAUGCCCGGAAGGUUCCAGAAAAAAUCAAAAUCCACUCAAGCGUGAGAGCCAAGACCCAGGGUUUCUUGAAGGUUCUCGACAGUGAGCCAAUGGCAGCAGCUGCCCCAGCCCUCCAGCCCACCGAGGAUUUGCGUUCCCCAUCAGCUCCUUCCUGUAAAAACUGGCCAGGGUUGGUAGGAGCAGUCUCCUGUGAAUCCGUCCAAGCUGAGGCCAUUCACGUCAACACUAACACUGAAGAAGAAACACUUGCUGAACCCGAGAUUCUGGGCCUUUGGGCUGAAGAGUAUAAACCAUAUAAGGUCCCAAAGGAUGAGGUGGAUCGAAAGCCUGUGGGUGGGACUCAGAUGGACAAGGAUAUCUUGGCUCACACCCUGGAGAAGCUCCGAGCCGGAAUCAUUCGCAAACAAGUUGUGUCCGGACAUGAAUUUAAGGGCUGCCCCUUCUAUAGCAAGCCAGACCUCAUUCACUUUAAGGACUUUGAUGUUGGUAAAACCUACAAGAAGAAGAUGACAUUAAUAAAUGCAUCCUACAGUGUCAACUACUGCAAGAUAGUGGGAGUUGGGGAGCAUCUCAAAGAUUUCAUCGACAUUCACUUGGAUCCUCCUGGCUCCAUGUCAGCUGGAAUGUCGUGCAAAGUGGUAGUCACUUUUAAGCCGAUGAUAAAUAAAGAUCUUGAAGGAGACAUUAAGUUUCUGGCUCAGACGGGUGCUUUUUCCAUCCCACUGAAAUGUACCACAAAGAAAUGUGUGCUGGCACUGGAUAAAGAGCUCAUUGACUUUGGCACGCAUGUGGUGGGGGAGACAAUUUCCCGGACCAUCACCCUGAUGAACCAGGGGGCCUUGGGGACGAGAUUCCGGCUCCUCACAUCACCAGGUCUCAGUGCUUCCCACCUGACAGCAGCCAAGUCCUCCACUGGGACAACGGAGAGUUCCUAUUUUUUGGAAGACGAGAAAUUUGAAAAGUCUGAGAAGGAUUUUAGCAACGUUGAAGUCCUCCAGGUUGAACCAAAUCCCCAUUCCUCCCCUGAAGUGAUCCAGAACCUCCCUCCCACCGAGAACCAGGGCACUGAAGGCCAAGAACCAAGUUCUGGAGAAGAACCCGUCAGGCAAGAAGAGGCCACCGCUUCUGAAGAGAUUGCACCCGCGCUAGUGGAGCUGCCACCUGAAGAAGAACCCCCUGAAAUCAGACUUGGAGAGGUCACAGAAGGUGCAAUUGGAUCCUUCGGCUCCAUCAAACUUCCAGUCGUCUUCACUCCGCUGUUGCCAGGAAGUGUGACCGCCAGCUUCAUGGUUGCCUUUGACAACCCUGACUGCCCGUCUUUACAUUUCACAGCCACUGGGGUUUCUAUCGAUGUCCCGGUGUGGGUGCCAAAUCAGAGCAUCGAUCUCAAGAUCUGCAUGUACGAUCGACUCUACCAAGAUUCCAUCGUCAUUCAGAGCAGAGCCAAAGCCGCCCUGCGUCUGAAGUUUGAAGUAUGUAAAGAACUGAGAAAUCACAUGGAGUUGCUUCCCCAAAGUGGCUACAUCCAAGCCCAGGCCUCCUACACCGUACAACUCAAGUUCUUGCCCAGGCACUCACUUCCAGAAGAUGCAGGAAAGUAUUUUGACAAAGAUACCAGAGUGCUGGAAGCACCAAUGACAAUAUCAGUUGCUGAUCAGAUUAAGCCUGUGAACUUUAUUGUCCAUGCAAUUGUCACAAGUUCUGAUUUGGAACUCCAUCCAGCAGUGGUGGAUUUUGGAUACUGCACUAUCUAUGAAGCUGUCCGAGCAAGAAUCGCGCUAGUGAAUAAAGCCAUCCUGCCUCAAGAGUUUGGAUUUGUUGGGAUCCCUGAGGUGGUGGAAUUCCAGCCCAAUGAUGGGUUUGGAACUCUCCUGCCCCUGGAAACCCUCCACCUCGAUGUCAUCUUCAAGCCCAACAAGGCCAAGGAAUACAGCUUUGACCUGGUGUGCAAGUCCGAGAUUAACAGGCAGUUCAAGCUCCCAUGCAGGGCAAUCGGAGUCCACCCACCCCUGGAGCUGUCACACUCUCUGGUGAAGUUCCCGGCCACAGCUCUGAACGACGUCUCCUCUGUGAUCCUGUACGUGGUGAACGCCCACGUGAGCAUGAACCACAUGACCCACUGCGUGCCCCGCAUUGGCAGUGGGGAGCCCGCCCCAGUGGGCCCCACGUCUUUCGAAUUCCUUCCACCCGAAGGAGCACCUAUCACCAUCGUCCCAUCUGUGGGGACUGUGUGGCCGGGGAAGAAGUGCCUGAUUCGAGUGUCUUUCAGACCAGUGCUGUCAGAUCUUUUGAUCAGAAAAGAAGCAGUGGCCAUACUGAUCCAAGAAAAUGAAAUGAAGCAGGCCUCCAUUCAUCCCUCAGAAGGAUCUUCCCCCACUUCCCCUGUUCGAUGGCAGUUUACAAAGGACCCAACGAUGUCUUUGAAGAAAGAGAUAAGAAAGCAAUCCACCAGCCAGAUCACUAAACAGGCCACAAGAGAAAAACUGAUAAAAGCCCCAGUAACAGUCUCCUUUGAACCCCCAAAGCCUGAAGACAUCAAUCCUAGUUCGGAUGCCUACGCUUCUGCCCAAGCUUCCUUGACUCGGCAUUUCCGCGGAAAUCUUAAGAAAUAUACAAUUCCAUGCGUUGUGGCAAGCGGAGAUAUUAAAGAAAAAGAAGCGAAACCCCUCAACUACAGUCCUUACAACACUCUGCACCUGGAACUACACUGCCCAGCCGUGGCUCCCCCUAUUGUGGUCACCUCAGAUAAUGGGAAACGGGUCUUUGACUUUGGAGAAGUUGCAAUAGGUCACAAGGGAAUCAAAAGAAUUACAGUGCAAAACAUCUGCCAAGAACACCUGACUAUUGAAUUCUCCAUCCUGAAUCCCAAUGGUCCCUUCAUCUUUCUGAAUCCUACCCGGGCUCUCAGACCCGGGGAAACCUGGGUCUUGGUGAUCUCUUUCUCUCCGCGGGAGAGCACUCAGUUCUUUGAGACACUGGAUAUCACUAGUCAGAAAGGGACCCUCACCCUAAGCAUUCUAGGGACCGGUGUGGCCCCCACCAUCACCUGCUCCAUUGAAGGAGAUGUGCUCAACAUGGGAUAUGUCAUGGCCCGGGAGACCAGUAUUUCCACAUUUAAGCUCCAGAACAGUUCCUCCCUUCCGAUCAAGUACUCCAUGAAACUGGAGAGUCUUUCUAUAAUGAGGAAUAAAGAUCCAGAGCAGCUGCCCAUUUUUAUCACUUCGCAAACGCAAAGGACGAGCAUAGUGGGCACGCAGAACUACAGCGGCCUCAGCGUCUUCAGCGUCGUCCCAGUAGAAGGGGUCAUCAAGUCAGGGAAAAGCCAAGAUUUUACGGUGACCUUCAGUCCUGACCACGAAAGCCUGUACUAUUCGGAUGAGCUGCAAGUGGUGCUCUUUGACAGGGAAAUAGCAUGUGUCCUGAACCUGAAGGGAGCUGCAAGAGAGCAUAUGAUGUUUGUGGAAGGCGGAGACCCGCUGGAUGUGCCAGUCGAGUCUUUGGCUGGCAUCUCCACCUCUGGAGAAGAGUCCCUAGAAGAGGUGGAGGAGCACCCACGGCCCAUCCUGCUCAGCCUGGAGUACAUCCAGUCCGGUGCAUCAGAAGCCCCCGCCACCCGGGAGCUGCAAGUGGGCUGCAUCCGGACCUCUCAACCUGCCUCCAAAAAGACAGUGGAGUUCAGCCUAGACAGCCUCCCUCUCCUGCAGCAGAGAGGCUUCACCAUCGACCCCACGAAGGGAGCCGUGGAUCGCGGGCAGACCAAGUCCAUCACCGUUACGUGGCUGCCACCUGUAGGCUUUGAUCCGCACCACCCUCUGACAGUGACGGCACUGCUGACCCUCAAAGGAGACGUGAAGGAGACCUACCGCAUCCUCUUCGUAGGCCGGGUGGUGUUGGAGUGAAGUCCAGCCCAGGGGCUGGGCCGACCCCCGCCAGGGGAAGGGAGGCGAAAAGACUGAGCAACGGGGUGGUCAUGGGGUUGGGAGCUGAGGCAAGAAUUCCCCAAAGUGUCAUGUUCACCCAGGCCCACCCUUCCCUCAAAAUCCAGCCACAGGCAGAACCUCUUUUGGAUAAAGGUCUCUCCACUGGAGUCUCUCAAUCAAUGGGUCAGUGGGCUGGGAGGGGCUAGCCCUCUGCCCCUAAAAGUGGGCAGUGCCCCCCACCUUGGGGAUGGCUGCCAGUCAUAUCCACUCC
Molecule: messenger RNA, 5409 nt
Organism: Tachyglossus aculeatus (Australian echidna)
Lineage: Eukaryota; Metazoa; Chordata; Mammalia; Monotremata; Tachyglossidae
Gene: CFAP74
Product: cilia and flagella associated protein 74
Exons: 38
Coding region: 12-5117 (1701 amino acids)
Source: RefSeq, a predicted model, not a curated record